Balaenoptera ricei (Rice's whale) is the source of this 477-nucleotide messenger RNA. RefSeq names its product placenta associated 9 (gene PLAC9). The record is from RefSeq and is a predicted model, not a curated record. The transcript has 4 exons. Lineage: Eukaryota; Metazoa; Chordata; Mammalia; Artiodactyla; Balaenopteridae. Bases 40 to 354 code for a protein of 104 amino acids.
AGCGGGCAGACGCGGCGCUGCGCUCCGCCAGCCGGCAGCAUGCGGCCCCUGCUCUGCGCGCUGGCCGGGCUUGCCCUGCUCCGCGCCUCGGGUGCCUUCACCGCUGCUGAACCCUUCAUCGCCUCCCGAGGAGACCCAGCUCGGACUGCAGGGUGUGACAGACACAUGGCUGUCCAUGGCCGGUUAGACGUCAUAGAGGAGACGGUGGAGAAGACGGUGGAGCACCUGGAGGCAGAAGUGAAAGGCUUGCUGGCUCAGCUGGAGGAGCUGGCCUGGAAUCUGCCCCCGGGCCCCUUCAGCCUGAUCCCCGACCUCCUCGGAGAGGAGACGGUGAGCAGCUCAGAUCGCCUUUGAGCACCAGAGCAGGAGCGACCCAACAGCUGGCAGUGAUACAACAGCCCUCCUCUGAGAACAGAGCCGUGCGUUCUGGCCUGCCUUCCUCAGCUUUGUGCAAAAUAAAAGCUACUCCUCUGGUCC